Messenger RNA from Diatraea saccharalis (sugarcane borer), 1135 nucleotides. The record is from the annotation of a GenBank genome assembly. Lineage: Eukaryota; Metazoa; Arthropoda; Insecta; Lepidoptera; Crambidae.
ACACUUUGUUACUUUCACACGAGCAGUGCACAUUUACAAAAUGUAUAGGCUCACCGUAUUAGCCUUUGUGAUCGCGGUUGUGACGUGCCAGCAGGAAGGUGGAAGAAGGGUCCCAAAAUACGCGGGCGACCCUAAAACGGCCGCCAUUGUGCAAGAAGCGCGUUACUUGAGUGGAAACGGAGCUUUUGGUGCCGCAUACCAACAGGAGGAUGGUAUUGACUUCAAGGAGGAGACAGAUGCUGAUGGCAACAGGAGAGGGAGCUACUCAUAUAUCGAUCCCAGUGGCCAAAGAAAAACUGUGAACUACAUCGCAGGAAAGAACGGUUUCCAAGCCGUCGGAGAUCACAUUCCCACUGCACCUCAACCGGUAGCUCCUACACCAGGCUACACACCGGACCCUCGUUACAACUCUCCUGACUACAAAACGCAGAAUUACAACGCUCCACAACAGUACACCGCCCCUGCUCCCGCUCGCAAUUAUGGAGGAAAACCCAAUGUGGAUGAUGGACAGUAUUAUCCUGAAUUGUACGAGCAAGAAAACAACGUUGCUCCCCAGCAACAGUAUCAAGCUCAACCGCAGUACCAACAACCUCAAUAUCAAGCUCAACCCCAACCACAAUAUCAACCGCAAUCUCAGCCUCAAUUCCCAGCCAACAAUAUCUACCCAGGUGUUCAACAAGCACAAUACAGUGGCAUUCAGUCUCAGCAAUACUCUGCACCGAGCAAACCGGUCAAUCAGUAUUACGAACCUACAACGCCACCGCCAAGCCGGUUCUUCCCACCUGGAAAAUUCAGCUUGAACCGAGCUCCCGACGGCUACACUUACUCCUUCCACAAAGUUUAAAUCUAAUUUAUUCUUAGGGUCGGCGAUUUGUAAAAAAAUAAAUAUAAGUACACACCUUUUAUCCAUUCGCCAAAUCAUCGGAGCGAUCGAGUGCUCGGACGCUUCGAAAGCAUUUCAUAGAUGUUGUUUCCUGUGAUAUUGUGUUUUAAUGGACUGGUAUUAACUGUUGGUCGUUUUUGUUAGAUGUGUAGAAGUAGAGAUGCGGAUUGACGUGAUGGAGUUGAGCAACUGAUCUUGUAAAUAAAUUUAGAUAAGCUCAAUGAAAAUUACUUUUAUUGACAACAUAAAUAC